AUGUCGAGAGAGGUGGACAAGCUCAGAGCAGAGUUGGCUAAUUCUGCGAACUUCGACCCGCGGACAGGAGGGUCCUAUGGCAGUUCUGCUGGAUAUAAUAGAAGUGUUCCUGGGGGAAACUAUGCUUCUGUGCAAAAUGCCUAUGGUGUGGGACAGGUAUAUAUUAGUUUUGAUGGGGGAGGGUCCUAUGGCAGUUCUGCUGGAUAUAAUAGAAGUGUUCCUGGGGGAAACUAUGCUUCUGUGCAAAAUGCCUAUGGUGUGGGACAGGGCCAGGGCCCCCUUCCUGGAGGGGGUAGUGGGGGUGGACCUGCUAGUGCAGCUGGUCCCGGGGGCAAUUCUCCUCAUGUUGGAGCGCAUUCCACUCCUUAUGGUUCAGGAACUCCGCGUGAUGCAUCCAGUGGCCCUGGUUAUGGUGCAUCUAGGGGAACUGGUUAUGAUCCCCAUAGACGGGAUGUUGGAACUGGGUAUGAUGCCCAAAAGGGACAUGCUCGAGCAGGUUACGAUACUCAGAGAGUGCAAACUGGAACUGGUUUUGAUGCCCAAAGGGGAUCAGUCGGACCUGGCUAUGAUGCCCACAGGGGACCUAUGUCAUCUGUCCAUCAUACCCAAAGGGGACCCGGAUAUGAAGCUAUGACUGUGAGAGGACCUAGGUCUGACACCCAGAAGGGACCUGGAUAUGAGAUUCAGAGGACACCUGGGUAUGAUGCUCGUAAAGGGCCCAUUUAUGACGGACAAAGUGCUCCAGCUUAUGAUAUGCAACGGGCAUCAGGAGAUGAAGCUCAUAGGGGAUCUAAUUAUGAUACGCAGAAAGGUGCUAGCUAUGAUGCCUCAUCUAGAGGAAUUGUAGGGCCUCAAGGACAGGUUUCUGUGAACAAUGUACCUUAUUCGUCUAGAGCUGGAACAGGAUAUGAGCCAGUACCACGAGGUGGGAACCCUGUACGUAGAUGAGUUGGAGACCCGUCCCAGUUGAGUGUCUUGGCGAACUUCUUAAAGGCUACAUCCGUGCAUUUUAUCCUUCCUUCUGGUUCUCAUUU
Messenger RNA from Sesamum indicum (sesame), 1034 nucleotides. NCBI's taxonomy places the organism in Eukaryota, Viridiplantae, Streptophyta, Magnoliopsida, Lamiales, Pedaliaceae. The record is from RefSeq and is a predicted model, not a curated record.